AUGGCUGAGUUCCGGCAGGCUCUAAAUGAGACUGUUGUUAUUCCGCGACAUCCAAUCGCUCACUUUCGAGCGUUACUGUUCGAUGCUUGGGAUGAAUGGUCCUCAGUCACCGAGUUUUCCCUUCAAUUCUCAGCUGAAGAGGUUGUAGAGAUUGAAAAAGAUGUCGAGGGUGAUGAUGAAUAUAGCCAAAGAGAAGCUUGGAGAUCUGUGGCCGGAAAAGGGGAUUAG
Molecule: messenger RNA, 228 nt
Organism: Paracoccidioides brasiliensis Pb18
Exons: 2
Coding region: 1-228 (75 amino acids)
Source: RefSeq, a predicted model, not a curated record